AUGGAACCCUCGCUCCAGCGCCAGCCAGGGGAACGUGCACGUGGUUGCGUUGUGAUUGGCGCUCGCUUAUUCCAUCUCGACGGAAUCCUCGUAUCGACUCUAUGGGCGACCGGCAAGCGGCUACUACAAGUCUCUGCAGUUGGUCCAGUGCUCGCAAGAACCCGCCUGAAGUCUCUUUUAGCCUGUUUCCGCCUCGCGCAAGACUCUGUUGCCGAGCGGCAACUUCAUACUCGCUUGAUAACGCUCUAUGUGAAGGAGCAUACGACAUCAGCUGCUUCGAUGCGGCAGCCUCAGGCGAACAUGAACGGCGAGCAUCGGAUUCGAGUGCGGACUGGCUGCUUGACUUGCAGAUCAAGGAAGGUGAAAUGCGAUGUACCAGAUUUCGUUCCACAUGCGCAGGGAACAAUCGCUGAGACGUUGAGUAGGAAGCCCAGCCAGUCUGUGGAAAUUGCACAAGGCUUGCGCGAGUCUGCACCUCGUCAGUCCAUUCCAUCCAAUGGUGUAGCUGCACAGACGUCGAUAUCCCCGGACUCACACAGGCUUCGGCAGCGAGAGUCGAUUCACGAUGCUGCCACACCAGAGACCUCCUUACGAUGGCAGGGCUCUUCGUUCCAGAGCCAUCAUGUCUCUGUCACCGACCUCACGGACCACCUGCGGAAUGCUCUACAAUCCCUGGACAGGGAGCCUAUACCCAGUGCCGACCUGGAACUGGACUCGGCGGUGGAUUGUCCAUCGACUUACAUAUCGCGUGAUAUCCGCUUGACUACCACCAUGGACCUAUUGACUGCGUCCGAGGAUCCCCUGCAGUCGCUGCUGUCCUUUUUCAUUGAUCAUGUAGAGCAUCCCCUCAUCACGCCAUACGAUCAAUGGAACUGGACGCAGAUGAAGGCUGAAGCUGCAAGAUUGGGCCAGUCCGAGCCGGCCAUCAUGCUGGCCAUCAUGGCAGUGUCUGCCUUGUACAAAGCGCAGAUUUACGGUCUGUCGCGGUCCAAGGCGCUUUCAUUCCACCAUGCCUCGAAACGUGAAUAUGCCGUACUCUCAACUGACAGCUCCAAGGGCUCUGAUUUGCCUCUGCUGGCGGCAUUCCUCCUUUGUAUUUUCACGACCAUACAAUACGAUACUCAUAGCGUCCUCAAGACUACCAAUGCCGAGCACGACACAAUAUUAACCUCCUUCGUGCAAACUCAGGUUCCCCCACAAUCGCCGUUAUCCAGACGGAUAAUCGUGUGGUUCUCCCUCCUUGAGGCUGCUGCCAUGCGUGGCGGACACGCCGGUCUCCUUUCGGAAACACUUUCUGACGCGCUGCCUCGUUCAUUUACCGCCAUGCCCAACCUCCCGCCGCUGCCAGAUCAGCCCUCGCCACCGGCGGCCAUGCAGAUGUACGAAUUUCUGUCUGGCCCGGUCCUGACCUUCUACCUGACCGUACAGUCCAUAUCGCUCUCCAUCGCCAAACUAACCCACUACCAUCGCUCGCGCGCCACAGGCCAGGACCAAGACCAAGUCGCCGAAGCCAUUUCCCACAUCAAGACCCGCCUCCGGAAUCUCUGGGAGACUCGGUCGCCUGUACAGCGCCAGACUCCGCUAGAAUUGUCCACGAACCUCGCACCGGCCAUCGCGGGCCCGUUGAUCACGCUAGUCGGCAUUUGCGAGGCUGCUUACCACGCAGAAUUCGUCGAGAUGCAUCGCCUGCUCGGCGACCCUGUGACAGAGCCUGACGAAGAAGUGAAGGUGGCGAUGCGAAGAAUCAGGAAGCUUGUCGAUGGAGGUAGUAGCUGCGGUGUCAGUGCUGGAGACCACAGUGUUGUCACUCCGUUCCCAGACUCUAAUGUGUACGGGAACAGCACAUGCGCAGCCCGUACCGGCGACAGUGACACUGAUUUCGUUGCCGACGAUGUUCGGCGCGACGAGUACCAUGCCCGGAACUCGGCCGGCUACAUCCGCGCUGCCUACCUGCGACCCUUGUUCUUGUACGCCAUCGAAUGCAUGGACCGCGAGCAGAAUGCGUGGGCAGUGGCGCGGCUACGCGAAAUCAACGAUCCCAUCUGUCGAAGUGCAUUCUUCGCUGCUUUCGCCGAGGCGUUGGGUGAUAUGCAGCUCCGCAAAUCCCGCAGAGUUACAUCCAAGUACUUCAGCAUUUGGCACUUUGGGGUGCCGCCUCCCUUCUUGUGA
This is a messenger RNA of Exophiala spinifera, 2169 nucleotides long. RefSeq lists its product as uncharacterized. The record is from RefSeq and is a predicted model, not a curated record. Gene Ontology annotation, molecular function: transcription cis-regulatory region binding; zinc ion binding; DNA-binding transcription factor activity, RNA polymerase II-specific. Bases 1 to 2169 code for a protein of 722 amino acids. Gene Ontology annotation, cellular component: nucleus. The transcript has 2 exons. Gene Ontology annotation, biological process: positive regulation of transcription by RNA polymerase II. NCBI's taxonomy places the organism in Eukaryota, Fungi, Ascomycota, Eurotiomycetes, Chaetothyriales, Herpotrichiellaceae.